This is a messenger RNA of Geosmithia morbida, 2346 nucleotides long. RefSeq names its product protein disulfide-isomerase. The record is from RefSeq and is a predicted model, not a curated record. The transcript has 3 exons. Gene Ontology annotation, molecular function: protein disulfide isomerase activity. Bases 1 to 2346 code for a protein of 781 amino acids. Lineage: Eukaryota; Fungi; Ascomycota; Sordariomycetes; Hypocreales; Bionectriaceae. Gene Ontology annotation, cellular component: endoplasmic reticulum.
AUGAGGCUGCUACCGUUCACCUUCCUCGCCGGCGCCGCGGCGCUGGUGGGGGCCAAGAGCGCCGAGAAGGAUGACGCAUCGGAGAAGAGCACCGUCUUCAACGGCGUCUCGGUACCCCCGCUGAUGGAACUCAGUCCCGCCACCUUUCCCACCGAACUGAAGAAGCACAAGUACCUUGUUGUGAAGCACUACAGCCCGUACUGCCCCCACUGCAUCGACUUCAUCCCUACCUACCAGACUCUCUAUGAGUACUACUACACCUCUCAUCCCGAGGACAUGCCCGACGCCAGCUUCUCCGAGUACUACGACGUCGGCUUUGCUGCCAUCAACUGUAUCGCCCACGGCGAUCUGUGCGAUGAUCAUGGCGUGCGCACCUGGCCCACGACCAUACUCUAUGAGGAUGGGGAGCCCAUCGACUUGGUACAUGGUGCCAAGUCCAUCGAGACCAUUGGCUCCCUCAUCGAGCCAGUGCUGGAGAAGCGCCAUCCUGGUUCGCGUCCCAAAUCCGUCGAAUACCCCAAGCCUGGUGCCACCGAGUUCCCCGCAGGGGCCUCUUCCAAGAUGUCGACUUAUGACGAGUCAGCAGCCGAUGCCGACGAGAAAUCGUCAAGCAAGGAGUCGGAAGAGAAGCUGGCCGUUGACGAGCUUCCCGCCAAGAAGUCGUCUCAGGAGAACCUUGGGAAGUCAGACAAGGCAUCGCCUGACAAGGGUACCAAGCAGAGCAUCGACAACAGCGCCGCUAGGAAGAGCACCGACAAGGAUGCCGCCGAGGACAGCAGCGAGAAGAGCACAGAUAAGAGCACUGACAAGAGCUCUGACAAGCCUCUAGAGAAGCCUAGCAAGGGAACCACUGGCAAGUCGAGUAAGGAGAACUUGAAGUCCUUUGGCAAGGACUGGAAGUCGCCUACAGCUGCCGAGGUUCACAACAGCAAGCAGCCCAAGAAGCCAACUGUUACGCCCAAUACCAACGGUGUCUCGAUCUCUCUCACUGCCGAGAGCUUCCAGAGAAUGGUCACCAUGAGCCAAGACCCUUGGUUCAUCAAGUUCUACGCCCCGUGGUGCCCCCACUGCCAGGCCAUGGGUCCCACGUGGGACCAGCUGGCCAAGACGAUGCGCGGCAAGCUCAAUGUUGGCGAGGUCAACUGCGACAAGGAGGGCCGCCUGUGCAAGGAUGUUAGCGCACGAGCGUACCCCACCAUUCUCUUCUUCAAGGGUGGCGAGCGUUCGGAGUACAACGGCCUCCGUGGACUUGGCGACUUUGUCCAGUACGCCGAUAACGCCCUCGACCUCGCCAGCGGCGUGCCCGAUGUCACCGCCGAGGAGUUCGAGGCUCUCGAGGAGAAGGAGGAUGUCAUCUUCAUCUACUUCUACGACCAUGCCACCACGUCGGAGGAUUUCAUGGCUCUCGAGAGGCUGCCCCUCAGCCUCAUCGGACACGCCAAGCUGGUCAAGACCAACGAUCGAGCAUUAUACGACAGGUUCAAGAUUAGUACCUGGCCUCGCCUCAUGGUCUCACGCGAGGGCCGCCCGACGUACUAUACGCCGCUGACGCCCAACGCGAUGCGCGACGUCCACGCUGUUCUGAACUGGAUGAGAUCCGUAUGGCUCCCUCUUGUACCCGAGCUUACGGCAUCCAACGCCAACCAGAUCAUGGACGGCAAAUACGUUGUCCUGGGCAUUCUCAACCGGGGCGAGGAGGAGUCAUUCGAGACGUCCCUGAGGGAGAUGAAGAGUGCCGCCAACGAAUGGAUGGACAGACAGAUUCAGGAGUUCCAGCUCGAGAGGAAGAAGCUCCGCGAUGCGAAGCAGAUGCGCAUCGAAGAGGCCCAGGACCGCGACGAUGAGCGAGCCCUCCGCCAGGCCAAGACCAUCCGUAUUGACAUGGACGGAACUGGACACAAGGAGGUCCUGUUUGCCUGGGCCGAUGGCAUCUUCUGGCAGCGAUGGAUCCGCACCACGUACGGGAUCGACGUCAAGGACGGAGAGCGAGUCAUUAUCAAUGACCACGAUACCCGCCAGUACUGGGAUCAGACGGCAACGGGCAACUACAUCAUGGUCAGCCGAACGGCAAUUUCCGAGACACUUGACAAGAUUGUCUACGGUCCCAACACGAUCAAGCCCAAGCUCACGACGACGCUGGUGCAAAAGUUCUUCCUCGACCUGGGCGUCACCUUCUCCGAGCACCCUUACCUGAGCACCGCCAGCGUGGUCGGCCUCAUCAUCGGCGCCUAUUCGUGGUAUCGCAACCGCCGUCGCAACCGUGGUGGCUACUUCAACCUCGACGACCCCAUCGGCAACCCCAAGGACGGCCUCCUUGGCCAGAACGGCAGCACCAAGGCUGACUGA